Messenger RNA from Pongo pygmaeus (Bornean orangutan), 5758 nucleotides. Its product is annotated as cerebellar degeneration-related antigen 1. Bases 4208 to 4978 code for a protein of 256 amino acids. The transcript has a single exon. Lineage: Eukaryota; Metazoa; Chordata; Mammalia; Primates; Hominidae. The record is from RefSeq and is a predicted model, not a curated record.
UAAAUAUAUUUUAAUUUUGAAAAUAACACAUGUUCAAAAUAGAACGUUUCGAGAACAAAGAACCAAAAGAGAAUAAAAAUCCCAUGUAGUCUUACUACCCACAGAUAAGUUACUUUAAAAAAUAAUGAAAGACAAAUGUACAGAAAGGGAUUAAUAAUCCUUAGAUUGUGCACAGUGUCUCACUGAUUCAUGCAAGGCCCUCUUUUAUUUUUACUCAUUAACUUGCCUUUUUAUUUAAUGUUAAUAAUAAUCAUAAAAUUAUUAAAUAAUCAAUAAUGGGAUUUCAAUUACAUAAUGACACCAACCACUACCCAACACACGAGUACUAGGAUAUUAACCAUAAUAUGAAUUCAUGUACAUUGUCCUCCCAUAUUCUGACCCUCUUUCCUCAACCCCAGUGACCAUUAUCUUCAAUUUUUAAAUUUUUUUUGCUUUUUAAUAAAUUAUUUGUAUGCUAUGUGUAUGUAGCCCUAAAUAAUAUAGUGCUUAGUUUUACUUGUUUUUGAAUAAUAUAAAAAGGAUAUCCUACUAUAUGUAGUCUUUUGAGACUUGAUAUCUUAAUAUUCUAGAAGUAAAAUCUACCCAUAUUGUUAUGUGUAGCUGUAGAACAUUCAUAUCAUGACUAUAUAAUAUUUUAUGUGAAAUAUACCAUGAUUUAUCCAUUUUCUUUUUGGGACUUUUACUACUAACAUUUUAGUGUAUAUCUUCUAGUUACUUUCCUGAAGGUAUUUAGUUUUCCUUCUACGAAACAUGAAUAUUAUACAUAUUUUUUGUGACCUAUUUCUCUCACUGAUGGUACCUUAUGAACAUAUUCCCAUUUUGGUAAAUAUUCUUCCAUGGUAUAAAUUUAAAUGACCGCACAGUAUUCCAUUAGAUAGUUACAAUAUAAUUUUCUAACCACCCCAAGUGUUAGACACAUGAUUGCUUGUAAUUUUUUUGCUGUGAUAAACAUUAUGAUGCACAUGGUCUUGUUUGGCUCAGCAACUCUCCUUUUAGAAAUUUAUCCUAAAUAAUAUCCAAACACAUCUGCACACAAAUAUGUACAGGAACACCACAUAGAAUGACACAGUUUGUGUUCUUCACACCUGACAUAAAGUAUGUGCUGAUCACAGAAGUUUUUAUAAUACAAGAAAAUUGGAAGGAACUUAAUGCUCACCAAUAGGACAUGGAGUAAGUAAAUUAUAUAUUAAAAUUAUUACAUAGCUGCACAGUUACUGGCAUAGAAAGUUGUUCACAAUUUAUGGUUAAGUGUAAGAAAGAAAUAGGUUAAAUUGCAGUAUGAUUACAUUUUGUACAAGAAAAUAUGCUAGUAAAAGUGUCUAGAAGAGCAUACAUGAAAAUCCUUACAGUGAUUAUCUCUGGAUACUGAAAUUAUUUGAGAAUUUGUUUUUUUUCACUUUGCUAACAUAUAUUUUGAAGUGUUUCCAACAGUAAAACUUGAUUCCAUGUACAAGAAAAAAGAUGAAUAAAUAAUAGUUUUGUGCACAAUUGUUUAAAUAUUUUUCCUGAAUAGAAAAUACCUGUACAUUGUAAGAACUUAAAAAUAAAAGAAUAUAUAGAAGAAAAUAAAAUCAUACAUAAUCCAACUCAUCCAGUAAUAAUUAGUUUACAGUCCCCAAUACGUUUACUUCUAGUCAUUUGUCACUGAUUAUAUAUUUUAAAAUAGUUGCCAUCACACUUUAUGUAACCUUGUAUGCUGAUUUUUCACUUAACUUACAAAAUGAAUAUGCCAUAGCAUUUUAAUGAAAGAAUAUUCCAUCAUAGGUACAUGGCACAUUUACUUAAUCAUUCUUUUAAUGUUAGACUAAGGUUUUUCUGUUUUUCACUAUACCAUAUAACUAUGUGAGGAGUAUCUUUGUGCGUGAAUUAUCCACACUUUAGAUAAUUUCCUUGGACAGAUUCCUUGAAGUGGAAUAUACUAAACCAAAAAGUACAUUUUUAUAUCCCUUGAUAUAAAUUUUCAAAUAGUACUUCAUAUAUAUUUUAAGGCAAAAUGAGUAGCAGGGAAAAUAAAGAGGUCAAAACAGCUGGGUCCCAUGACUAUUGUUAGCACUCAGAUUAGUAAAACUGAUAUACAAAAAAUCUGAUUUAAGUCACAAAGCUAUAUUGUGAGAACCAAAUGAGAAUAUAGAUUCUUCAGAGUCACAAUAAAUAUUACUUCUUUAGGAAUGCUUUCCUUGAUUUUCCAGACUCUCAGUUACUUUUUCUUCAUGGCCUUAACAAUUGAGAAGUAAUUUUCCAAUUAUCUGUAUGUUGUUUCCCACAGACGAUUUUAAGCUUUAUCAAAACAUGCCUGGCAUAUAGUUAGCGCUCAAUAAAUAUUUGUUGAAUGAAUGAAUGAAUGAGGUGACAGCACUUUGUAAAGUAUAAAUCAUUAGACAUUCAGAAGGUAUUUCUAUUUUAAUUGGCAUUAUUAUUGUUCCUUUUUGUUAUCAUAGAGACGAUUUUAAAUCUUUAGAGAGUCCCUGCCUAACUGUAAAAAUUUAAUUAUGUGCUUUUCGUGCUUUUCAUGCCAGCCAGAAGCAUGGGUAGCAACAUUGCUGAAGGCACCUGGUGGGAGCUGAGACUUAGAGAACCAACUACUUGGUUCUCUAGAUCAGCAUGCUGGGAUUUAAGGAGUUGUAGCUACCAUUAGUCGGAUACAAGGCAGUGGCCAGGAACCCAGGAGGUUGUGAUAUUUGAAGCAGGUAGAUGCUGGAGGUUAGAAACAAAGUAAUGGUAAGUGCUCCACAUAGUAAGGUGCAAACUGGACAAAAGUCAGUAAUAAGGGAUUCAAAUAGACAGAAGAGUUAAAUUCCAAGCACCAGUACUUGAAGCAUGGAGCUAUGAAUAUGAUUCUGAAGCAAAGGGUAAUUGAACUCAGUGCUUCCUUAUAUUCUUCUUGCCAAAACUGAAAAUGGUAUCAGAAAGUGUUUGCACCUACUUCCAUAUACAGGACCAAGGGAAUGUAGUAACUGGUUGGGGAAUAAAAGCUGUGCAUACAAACAGACUCUGGCAGUGACAGGAUCAAGCGAGACCAUUUGUAUAUGGGAUUGUAUAAUAUUCUACACAAAAUGUGGAAGCAAUCAACCUUUGGAUCACAUCAUUCUAUCAUGAUUUUAAACAGCAGAUAUUAUGGCAUAGUGGUUACAAUCAUGGACUCUCACAACAGGCUAACCGGGUUUAAAUCCGGCUCCAUUAUUUAGUAGUUGUGUCCUGUGGACAAAAUUUACUUCACCUCUGUGUGCCAGUUUCCUCAUCUGUAAAAUAGGGAUAAUGAUGGUACCUAACUUCAAUGGGUUGUUGUGAAGAUUAAAUGGAUUAAAUGAGUUAAUGCAUGUAAGGAUCUGAGAACAGUGCCUGGAUGUAGCAAAUGCUAUGUUAAGUGUUGUUGUUGUUGUUAUUAUUAUUAUUAUAUUAUUCUUUGGUCAUGUAAGACCAAUGAUAAAAAUUAAUAUCAUUUAAAAUGGACAAAUAAUACUCUACAUGUUAACUUUACCUAAAAUACCAGUCUUAAACAGGAAUUUUUCUCAUUAAAUAAAAAUUUCACUUAGACCUAAACAUAGUCAACUGUAUAAAAACCAUAAGCACUAGUGAAGUAGUAAAGUUUAUUGCAGCAGUCCUAUCUGUUUAUUCUGCAGAAGUUUUAUUAUGGACAUUAUUUUUAAAAGUUGUAGAGAUUAAACACACAUUUCCUAAUAGUAAAAAACACAAACUGCAGUACUGUUGGUUCAUAAGAUCUGGUCUAUAAGGAGGAAUGUCCCAUUAAAUGUUUCUGAAGCUAAUUCAACUAGAAGCAGAAAUAGUUGAGUUGGAAGAUUUUUCUGUAGAGUGAUUUUAACAUGGGAAGGCUCAGACAGGGGAAGCCUAGAUUUGAAAAGGCCUGGACCUGGGGAAAGGUUGGAAGAUCUGGACUACAGAACAUGUUAGAAUACCUGGAUAUUGCAGACACUGGAAGACCUGAAUGUCAGAAGAUCAGCACACUGGAGACGCUGGAAGACUUGGAUAUUGAGCCAGUUGAUGGAAGACUGGGUAGUUGUUGGAAGACAGGAAGAUGCUAGAAGACACAGAGAUGCUGGAAGACAUGGAGAUGUUGGAAGACGAGCAGAUGCUGGAAGCCCUGGAGAUGCUGGAAGACCUGGAGAUAUAGGAAGACAUGGAUUUGUUGGAAGACGUAGCUUAGUUGGAAGACAUAUAUUUUCUGGAAGACGUGGAUUUUCUGGAAGACAUGGCUUGGUUGGAAGACAUGGAUUUUCUGGAAGACGUACCUUUGUUGGAAGACAUACCUUUGUUGGAAGACGUACCUUUGUUGGAAGACGUACCUUUGUUGGAAGACACAAGUAGGCUGGAAGACAUUAAUUUGAUGGAAGACAUGGCUUUGUUGGAAGACGUGGAUUUGCUGGAAGACACGGAUUUCCCAGAAGACCUGGAUUUUUCGGAAGCUAUGGAUUUGAGGGAAGACAAGGAUUUUCUGGAAGACGUGGACAGUCUGGAAGACAUGGCUUUGUUGGAAGACGUGGAUUUGCUGGAAGACAUGGAUUUCCUGGAAGACCUGGAUUUUUUGGAAGCUAUAGAUUUGAGGGAAGACAAGGAUUUUCUGGAAGACGUGGAUAGUCUGGAAGACCUGGAGGCCAUUGGAAGAUGUGGAUUUUCUGGAAGACAUGGCUUUUUUGGAAGACGUAGAUUUUCAGGAAGACCCAAAUUAUCCGGAAGACCUGGAUUGUUGGGAAGACGUGGAUUUUCUGGAAGACUGGGAGGUUACGGGAAGACAUGGAUUUUCUGGAAGACGUGGAUCUUCAGGAAGACAUAUAUUGGCUGGAAGACCUGGAUUUUUUCCGGAAGAUGUGGAUUGACUGGAAGACCUGGAUUUGGUGGAAGACAUAGAUUUUUCUGGAAGACACUGACUGACUGGAAGACCUGGAUUUCUUUCUGGAAGACACUGAUUGACUGGAAGACCUGGAUUUCUUUCUGGAAGACACUGAUUGACGGGAAGAUCUAGAUUUUUCUGGAAGAACUAGAUUUACUGGAAGACUUGGAUUUGGUGGAAGACACAGAUUUUUCUGGAAGACAUGGAUUAGCUGGAAGAUCUGUAUUUGAUGGAAGACCUUUAAAUUAUUGGAAGACAUGGAUUUUCUGGAAGACGUGGAUUUUCCUGGAAGAUCUGGAUUUGGUGGAAGACCUAUAAUUGCUGGAAGACUGGAUUUGCUGGAAGACUUGAUUUACUGGAAGACUUGGAGCUUCUUGGAAGACAUGGAUUGUCCGGAAGACAUGGAUUGUCUGGAAGAUGUGGAUUUUCUGGAAGCUCAGGAUUAUCUGGAAGACCUUGAGAUUACUGGAAGACUUGAAGUCGCUGGAAGACCCGGAGUUGUUGGAAGACCUUGACACUGGCGCCAUCGGAAACCCUGGACAUUGGAAACAUUGUAAGCACAGGAUAUUGGAGACAUUGCAAGCCUUGGAUUUUGAAGACAUUGGUUACUAUGGACAUUGAUAUUUCUGGAGGCCCUGAACAUUGGGAUAUUGAAUAUUGGAAGUCAUAGACACUGAAAUCUCUGGAAAUUAGAGAUAUUGUAAGUCCUGUACCUUGGAACUCCUAAAUACUGGCAGAUAUAAACAACAGCAUAUGUAGACAUUUAUAAAUCCUAAAAUGAGAAGCCCUGGAUAUUGGGAGACAUUGGUAAGCAUGGAUAUUGACAUAUUUAUGUCAAAAGACAGUUUGGAAGAAUUAAAUUUUAAAGAUGCUGGAUGUCAAGAAUACUGGCAGCCUGGACAAUAUGAGACC